AUGGCUUCUCAGCUGCUUCCUCUUGAGCUCAUUGAUAAGUGUGUUGGCUCUCGGAUUUGGGUUGUCAUGAAGGGUGACAAAGAGUUCUCCGGGACAUUGCUCGGAUUCGAUGACUACGUCAACAUGGUUAUGGAAGACGUGACAGAUUUUGACUACUCCGGUGCCCAAAUCAAGCUCCCUAAGCUCUUGUUGAAUGGAAACAAUAUCUGCAUGUUGAUUCCCGGCGGCGAAGGCCCCGUGGCAAGCUCAUGA
Penicillium egyptiacum is the source of this 252-nucleotide messenger RNA. The record is from the annotation of a GenBank genome assembly. Lineage: Eukaryota; Fungi; Ascomycota; Eurotiomycetes; Eurotiales; Aspergillaceae.